AUGUCGAAUUUAACCGUACCCCUUGCUGCACUCGCCGUAACAGUUAGCAGCCUCGUUAGACCCACGGGUCGAGCAACGCUGCUAGAAGAUGUCCAGGCCAACAUCAAGACCUUCUCACCCUACCAGUCCGCCGCCAUUGUCCUUGGUCAAUCUAUCGACUUGAUUAACUGGCGAUUGACCAACAUCGCGGAAAUACAUGCUAGUCUUUGGGCUCUCGCUGGCGUCCAGUUCUAUGUGCCCGAGACCCAGUCCAUGACAUCGGAACUGAGCCAUGGGGUACUGGUCACCUCGGCGCGUCGCAUAUUCCUCGUCGGAGUCGCUCUGCCUUUUUACCUUUUCUUGGUCAUGUCUUCCUGCCACUGGAUUAUCAAAUGGUCCACCACUUUUCUGCUUGCAGAAGCAGCAAUGAUUGAGCUGUCGGCUUGUUAUUUGAAGGUAUCGUGUUCCGGUGUCGUGUUCCACACAGACUGGCCACAGCACCCAAUUGUUGGCAAACGAUUUUUCGCCUCCGGCCCAUGCCCAGGAAAUCAUAUCCAAGAGCCCAUCGAAAGAACCACUAUUCACAGGAAUAAUGAGAAUGGCAAUGAUCAUGGUCAACACACUGCAGGGGAAAAUCUUUGUGAUAGGGUGCGCCAUAUCUGGUCCCCAGACACUCGUCCAAAUAAAGAACUUCCCGUAGGACGACAUCCUAUGGAGAACAUCCCAAACAUCGCGCACAUUACAUCUCCAACCGGUCCCGUGUUGGUAUCUUGGACAUGUGGACAUUGGCGUUGUCUUCUCUAUAUGCUCUUACGCCUUCCCGUCAAAGCACUCUUUUACUCUGUCGUGAUUUUUGAUUUCGCAUUGGCAGCGUGGUUCUUGCACGACAACAUGCAGACCGUUUCGAUUCCCAUAUCUCGGUUUCUGUUAGCAAAGCGACUUCUCAAUGACCUGCUCACAUUCACAUUUCUAUGCGCGGUUCUCAUUGUCGUGGGAUUUACGAUCUAUCUCGUUUUGGUGGUAUUGGUGCCUCGGAUAUUCCGUGCAUUUGGCUUCUUUCAGCCGAUGCGGAGAUUUCGCGACAUCAUUCAUGACCUUCCAUCCUCGGUCAAAGGCGUUGGUCGAUAUGGAGUCUUCUGUAUAUCGAUCUUCAUGUCAUGGAAUGUUGCUCGCCUUUUAAUGAAGCGCGACCCAAUCCUGACCGAUUCAACACUUUCGUACAUCAUCGAGCUCCUCGUCAUGCCUCAAGUUACUCUGUCGAUAUAUCGGCGCAUUUUCGUUCCGCCAAAUUCAGGUGAUCAAAUGCAAGACGCGAAGCAGCCCCACUAUGCCUCUGAAUUUGUGCCAAGUGAUUUGCCAUCCACGGGCAAGGUAGACGAGAGCGAGCAGUGCAGCGACGACAAGAUUAAGCAGGAAGCCAGGGAAAAACGGCUCAUAUCAUCCUGGACCACAUUUCGCUUAGCCAUACUCCUACCGAAUGCCGCUAUUUGGAUCUUUCGCCGGUCUACAAGCACUGAUUAG
This is a messenger RNA of Penicillium daleae, 1500 nucleotides long. RefSeq lists its product as uncharacterized. NCBI's taxonomy places the organism in Eukaryota, Fungi, Ascomycota, Eurotiomycetes, Eurotiales, Aspergillaceae. The record is from RefSeq and is a predicted model, not a curated record. Bases 1 to 1500 code for a protein of 499 amino acids. The transcript has a single exon.